UGGCAGUUGGGUCCGUAAGGCCGAUUGGCUUGCGUUUCGCGCGCUCUUUUUCGGAAGUUAGAUCCAGUCGUUUCGCGAUUUUCGUCGAUGUUUUGGUGUCCGAGAAUCAAAGUUGUUCGUUGAAUAAACCCAGUUUUUAAUUUUAGUGCGGAAAUGACAUUCGAUUGUGAGCAUGUGUUACUAAAUUGAUUGAUGGAAAUGGUAUGGCGAGGGUCCAGAAAAAGAGCGGCCGAGAAAAUGUCAUCCGAAGAUGAAAGAAUAACAAUUUACCACGAGGGACCGUGCGUUCCCGGGGUGUGUAGGGGGGAGACGGCAUGCAAGUAUUACGUCAACAAUAACACCUACACGUGCUUGUGUACCCACGAUUCCCGCCCACCUACAAAAAAUGGUACCUGUCCUAGAAGAAUAGUAAAUGAACAACCUGGUAGAAUUCCAAAUGUACAACCUCCCUCCAUCAAAGUAAUACCUGUGUCAAAUACAAACAAUUCCAAGUUGCCGACGGUCGAUGAAUCGCUAGCAGCUACACAACGAUCUACGUUUUCGAAUUUCAUGGUGCCAUCCCUACUCCUCGCGGCUGGUUCCAUAGCAUUGUUCGUUUGUAUUUUAAUUUACAUUAAAACGAGAAUGCACAGGAGAACAGAAGCGACAUCACCGAUUAACCUCAAGCACAGCUUAUUAAUUGCUGAGAGAUACACUCCCAAUCCUCAAUACUCAGCGUGUUCCGGAGCAGGAAUUCCAGUGUUACGGAAAGAAACUUUAAAGUUUCUCAACGAAUUGGGAGAAGGCUGUUUUGGAAAAGUCUACAAAGGCGAAUUAAUCAGCGACGAUGGAAGCAAUUGCGAUAUAGUCGCCAUAAAAGUUUUAAAGGAUUCUGCUAGCAAAGAAAACGAAGAAGAUUUUUUCAGAGAGGUUGAAAUCAUGAGCGCUUUUCGACAUCCAAACAUCCUCUCGCUUUUGGGUGUUGUAUUAAGAGAAGGGGCUGUUGGCCCAAUGAUGGUGUUUGAGUACAUGAAACACGGAGACUUGGCAGAAGUGCUUCGCGUACAGCGUCGCCUCUCGACAGGCUGCUAUGGUGAAGAUUAUACGGAACAUCCACCGCUACUAUAUCCUUCUGAUCUAUUAAACAUAGCUCUUCAGGUCGCGAAAGGUAUGGAAUAUCUCGCCGCGCAGAGGUUCGUCCACAGAGACUUGGCCUGUAGGAAUUGUCUAGUAGCUGAGGGAUCGACAGUGAAAAUUGCGGACUUUGGAAUGAGCCGUGACGUAUACACUUGUGAUUACUAUAAGAUGGGCGGUUCCCGACUACUUCCCGUUCGAUGGAUGUCUCCAGAAAGUGUCGUCUAUGGACGUUUUACCCUUGAAUCGGAUAUCUGGUCGUACGGAGUGGUCCUAUGGGAGAUCUUCAGUUACGGAAAGCAACCAUACUACGGUCACAGUAACGACGAAGUAGUCAAGUUAAUUUUGGAUGGAAUCAUGUUGAUUCCUCCUGACGAUUGCCCCUCCGUAAUAUGCAACAUCAUGAAAAACUGUUGGAAGACGGAACCGAAACAUCGAAUACAUUUUUCCAAUAUCAAAACGGAGUUGGAGGCUGCGUAUGACGAUAAAAACUUAAAAUACAAGGAACAAAACAAUUUCACAGCCAACUACCAGAACGCAAUCACACACACCAAACAAAACAAUCAGCAAAACAAGACAUUGCCGCGUCCUCCGCCGCUGCCAAAUUUACCGAAGACUGACGUGCUCGAUUCGCAAGGUUACUUGCUACCAAAGGAAAUCAAAGAACCUGUGCAAUACUUAGAGACUUUGCCGCAUUGAUCCAGGCUCGAGUAGUAAAAACUGUUUCACUGGGAGUGAAAUAAGUUAUUUGAAUUGAAAAUUGCGAAUAUUGUGCGGAUGUGAGUAAAUAGAAAUUUAGAAACGUGUACUAAAUACUAGUUGCCGCGGUACGGUCUUAAUUUCGAAGUAACGUGGCGUGUUACAGUGAUAUUUCAUUCCUUGAGGAUUGAAUGGGAGUGCUUUUGGAAAACGCGACUCGUUUUCGGGUAAUUUUUAGGAACAGGGGCGAUUGGAAUCUGUUUUAAGUCAAUUGGAAAGCUAAUUCCCUAUGUUAAAGAUGGUGACCGAACUGGUAACAACCCAUAACAACUUGAGUUUGUUGGGUGUUACUUUUAAGCUUUUCUCGUAUUGUAUAUGAAAAGAACUCCGCAUGAAAUUUAUACCCGAAUUUAUUGAAAUUUUAGUAUCAUACAACGAAAUAUUGAGCUUUUAUCCGUAUUAUAAAAAAAUUGCUUAUUCAGUAAAAUGACAGUACAAAUGAGUUUGUGUUAAACAAUUAUGCUCAACUUUC
This is a messenger RNA of Cylas formicarius (sweet potato weevil), 2344 nucleotides long. Its product is annotated as tyrosine-protein kinase transmembrane receptor Ror-like. The transcript is spliced from 9 exons. Gene Ontology annotation, cellular component: axon; signaling receptor complex. Gene Ontology annotation, biological process: multicellular organism development; positive regulation of kinase activity; cellular response to nerve growth factor stimulus. Gene Ontology annotation, molecular function: transmembrane receptor protein tyrosine kinase activity; neurotrophin receptor activity; ATP binding. The record is from RefSeq and is a predicted model, not a curated record. Lineage: Eukaryota; Metazoa; Arthropoda; Insecta; Coleoptera; Brentidae. The coding region runs from base 193 to 1812 and encodes 539 amino acids.